Messenger RNA from Strongylus vulgaris, 1662 nucleotides. The record is from the annotation of a GenBank genome assembly. Lineage: Eukaryota; Metazoa; Nematoda; Chromadorea; Rhabditida; Strongylidae.
AUGUGCACAUCAAAAUUUGUUUUGAAAAGGGCACCACGUUCUUCCACUCAGUUUCAUCUUCUGCGAUGCCUAGAAAUUUUGCGAACUCUGAAUACUUCAUUACAAGCACACAUUUAUUACAGUGAUAUGAUCUCGUUAGACAGAACCCUACCGGAUACAAGGCGAGCCGAAUGUUUAGAUGUCAAAUAUGAUCUCAACAACCUUCCUCGGGCUUCGGUAGUAAUAAUUUUCACCGAUGAAGCUUGGACUCCUCUUAUGAGAACUGUGCAUUCGGUUGUCAAUAGAAGUCCACCGCAGUUGUUGAAAGAAGUGAUCCUACUUGAUGAUAACAGCCAGCGAGAACUGAAAGACCAUCUUGAUGAAUACAUUCUCCGCUUCAAUGGUGUUGUCCGGAUUGUCCGCAAAAACAUCAGACAAGGAUUAAUUAGGGCGAAAAUAGCUGGAGCACGAGAAGCUACUGGUGAAGUGAUCGUAUUUUUAGACUCUCACUGUGAAGCUAAUGAAGGAUGGCUAGAGCCAUUGGUACAGCGAAUUAGUGAGAAGCGCAGUGCUAUUAUCUGUCCAACCAUUGAUCAUAUAGCGGCAGAAACGAUGCAGUAUCAUGGAGAUCCUUAUGCCUCGUUAGAGCCAUUGGUACAGCGAAUUAGUGAGAAGCGCAGUGCUAUCAUCUGUCCAACCAUUGAUCAUAUAGCGGCAGAAACGAUGCAGUAUCAUGGAGAUCCUUAUGCCUCGUCUGUUGGAGGUUUCUCUUGGGCUCUACAUUUCACUUGGGAGCAGAUGCCGGAAAGGGAGAAAAAUCGAAGAAAAAGCCCUAUUGAAUCCAUAAGGUCUCCUACUAUGGCAGGUGGUCUGCUAGCUGCCAAUCGUGAGUAUUUCUUUGAAGUUGGUGCCUAUGACGAUGAAAUGGAUAUCUGGGGAGGAGAGAAUUUGGAAAUUUCGUUUAGGGUAUGGAUGUGUGGUGGAUCCAUAGAGUUCAUUCCAUGUUCGCAUGUGGGACAUAUAUUCAGAGCUGGACACCCGUACAAUAUGACAGGGCGUGGAGGAAACAAAGACGUACAUGGUACGAACUCCAAAAGGCUAGCUGAGGUGUGGAUGGAUGAUUACAAACGACUCUAUUACCUUCACCGGCAUGACCUCAAGAAUACUGACGUUGGGGACCUCACAGCGCGCAAAGAAUUACGUAAACGCCUCGGAUGUAAGCCCUUUAAGUGGUACCUCGAUAACAUCAUUCCUGGUAAAUUCAUUCCGGAUGAAGAUGUUCAAGCGUAUGGUGUUCUGUUUACCACUGUAGGAGGUUCUCGUAUGUGCUCAGACACGCUACAACGAGACGAACACUCAGUACAUAUGCUUGGCGUUUUUCCAUGCCAAGGAAAAGGUAGUCCACCCCAGUUGAUGUCGCUUUCGAAUGCUGGCCACUUACGGAGGGAAACGAACUGCGCUGAAGUCAAACUUGCGGAAAAUCUGCGCCGAGGCAAUGUAAUGAUGUAUCCUUGUAAUGAAAGGAGCUCAAUAUGGUUGUACGAGAACUCCAUGUUGAAAGACAAGACUUCUGGAUUGUGUCUGUCGACAGCAGGCUUAAAAGCCGGUGAGGACAUCAUAGUAGAAGCUUGUGACAGCAGUAAUCCUCACCAGAUUUGGAGUUUUGUUGAUCCUAAUUUGUAG